Messenger RNA from Pseudogymnoascus destructans, 2573 nucleotides. It is a transcript of the gene MSS4, whose product is annotated as Phosphatidylinositol-4-phosphate 5-kinase. Gene Ontology annotation, molecular function: phosphatidylinositol kinase activity. NCBI's taxonomy places the organism in Eukaryota, Fungi, Ascomycota, Leotiomycetes, Thelebolales, Thelebolaceae. The transcript has 2 exons. The coding region runs from base 226 to 2379 and encodes 717 amino acids. Gene Ontology annotation, biological process: phosphatidylinositol metabolic process. The record is from RefSeq and is a predicted model, not a curated record.
ACCUCAUAACCCCCAAGUUAUCACGACCACGCAUUGUUAUAUCGAGGGACGAGAGAGGGACAAUCGAUUGAAGACUUCUCUACCCUCAGCUGACGAGCCACAAAGGGGACGGCAGGUGGCAACUGUAGGGCCACAGCCAUCGCCCUACGUGCCAACCCGUGGACACGGCAGCGACACCUUUGAUCCUCGAUUAGCCUCGUUGCAAUCCCAUUCGGUGCAAACGAGAUGCCAUCAUUCCACUCCGAUGAGUUGAAUAAUAGGACACUGGAUGACCCCUUCUUUCAAACCCUCAACGACACCCGACAAUCGCAGGAGAAUGCGGCCCUGAAGAAUUGGCCACUACAACAGGCGACUGUCCAUACGAACUAUGAGACGACACCGCCUAGGACUCCUACCGACUCCCUCAAUUCCAUGAAUGACGAGAUCACCCCCCCGGAUAACGGCGGGAUGUUCACCGAUACGGGGCUGAACGCGGUGCCAAAUGGGAGGCCAGCCAGGAAUAGUUGGGAGGAUCGACUGGUUCGCAACACGGGCGCUCUAUCUAUCAACGUCGGCAUGGCCGGUAUACCUGAAAAUGGAAGAAAGAGCCCGGAGCCACAUAAUCGAUCAUUGAAAUCUCUGUCGGCAGAAAGGAACUCGUAUGGCCUGGCAAAUGGAUACCCAUUACAGCCCCAAUCGACUGCACCCGAAGCCAACGAAUCGCAAGCUGCAAAUGGGCACAACGAGAGCUAUAAACCGCUGCCCCCUCCUACCUCAUCCUAUAAUCCGCAAAGUACUGGGCCCCUCACUUAUUCCAGUUCUUUGGUUGGAAACAUGAAACAUCUCGACUCGCCUCCGACAACCCAGAAUGCCCAGAAUCCUUCUAUACAUCGACUCUCCCCCGAUUACAAUCCUAGGACCCCCACCGCUGGACCGUCGGGUUCAUCACAGAACGCUGCCGGUCCGCCCCAGCUUAAACACCGAGUGCUACGUGCAUCCACAGAUGAUGGAACUGCACUGGCGACUGGUCGAUUCUCUCCUAUAGCCGCGUCAAACAUGCGCCGAGGUUCUCUCACCAUCAAUAGACGCAAUACCCAAAGCAUUCAUUCCAAUAUACCACAUGAAGAUAUAGCGCAGGACGAAGAUGCCCUCAGGUGGGCAGAAGCAAUACGACAGAAGAGAGCGAGUAAACGGAAGCGAAGAGAUGAAGAAGACGAGGAUAGAGUGGUUGUGGGGACGAAGGUUGACCAGAACCAUGUCAAUUGGGUCACAGCAUACAAUAUGUUAACUGGCAUCCGAUUUACUGUGUCAAGGACGAACGCGAAGUUGGAUAGGGACCUAACGGACGCUGACUUUACUGCACGCCAUAAGUUUUCCUUUGACAUAACUGGUAAUGAGUUAACUCCAUCGGCAAAGUAUGAUUUCAAAUUCAAGGAUUAUGCACCAUGGAUAUUCCGACGUCUACGAGCCACUUUCAAAAUUGACCCUGCCGACUAUCUCAUGUCGUUGACAAGCAAGUACAUCUUGUCAGAACUCGGAUCACCAGGCAAAAGUGGCAGCUUCUUCUACUUCUCUCGAGAUUACAAGUACAUCAUCAAAACCAUACACCAUGCCGAACACAAACUCCUUCGCAAAAUCCUCAAGGACUAUUACCAACACGUCGUGCAGAAUCCUAACACCCUCUUGUCGCAAUUCUACGGCUUGCAUAGAGUGAAGGUGCCAUAUGGAGGUAAAAUCCACUUUGUCGUCAUGAACAACCUAUUCCCACCGCAUAGGGACAUCCAUCAAACGUUUGACUUGAAAGGUUCCACUAUCGGGCGAGACUACAAGGAAGAGAAUGUUGUAAACAACCCAAGAGCAACCCUGAAGGACCUCAACUGGCUCAGGAGGAAUUACCACCUCGAAUUCGGACCAGAAAAGAAGAACAUCUUUUUGGAACAGAUGGAGCAGGAUGUACACCUCCUGCAGAAGCUCAAAAUUAUGGACUAUUCAAUGCUUGUGGGUAUACAUGACUUGGGGAAAGGCAACCAGGAGAAUCUUCGAGAUAAGACGCUCAGGGUGUUCCAGCCGGGAGGAGACACAUCGCCGGACGAUAUUCUACCUUCUAAUCCUAUCUUGACGAGAACGCCCUCGAAAUUGGAGACUGCUAGAAAGGCGCAUGAAUUGCGAAAGAUCAUCAAACACGAGAAGCCCAUUCCUAUGGGCGAAUCAACCACCAGAAUGCCAGAACAGAUGGAAGAGAACACAAGUAAACGAGACUUUACGUUCUAUAGCGACGAUGGGGGCUUUAGGGCCACACACGAGGAUAAUACGCCUGGGGAGGAAAUAUAUUAUCUGGGCAUCAUUGAUUUGCUCACCCACGUAAGUCACUCACUCCCAACAUGUCUUGACUGUGGCUAAUAUAAAUGCAGUACGGAACCGUCAAGAGACUUGAGAAUUUCUGGAAAGGACUUUCUCAUGAUAAGCAACAAAUAUCCCCGAUACCACCAGUUCCUUACGGUGACCGGUUCAUCAAAUUCGUUAUGGACAUUACGAAGUCUCGAGAAGAAGUUCGAGAGGAAGUUCGAGAGGAAGUUCGAGAGGAAGUUCGAGAG